Molecule: messenger RNA, 1044 nt
Organism: Anneissia japonica
Lineage: Eukaryota; Metazoa; Echinodermata; Crinoidea; Comatulida; Comatulidae
Product: LON peptidase N-terminal domain and RING finger protein 3-like
Exons: 8
Source: RefSeq, a predicted model, not a curated record
ACCUCACAGACAAAAUCUAAUAAAAUUUGGAAUGGCACUAACCCCAGACGAUGUAACGCAGAUCGAUCAAUUAUAUAAUACACCUUGUAAGAAGUAUACUGACGGCUGGAGUAUGAUCACAGAUCUAGAAAACAGACUGAAAAUCAGCAAAGGAAAAAUGGAGGAAUUCAUUGGUUCGUUGGAAACCCUUAAUCUGCCGCUGGCAAUUAAUGCGCUAACAGAAGGUCUGUAGGUCUAAUCUGUAAAUACUGUUUGGACAUCUGUGCCUCUUCUCAACUAUUGUUCAAUUCUACUGUUACUGGAAGAAAGAGUUUACACAACAAGUUCAUGACCUUUGACAUGUGAUAAAUAGCAAGAGAAACAGAUGAUGUACAUAAUGUGUAGAAGGAACGAAGGAUUUUCAGGUUAUGUUGAUGCAAUUAUCGAACUCAUUACUGUACGAUGACCACAACAAUUAUUGUACAAACAUCAAAUAAAGAUGGCAGUGAUCUGCUAAGAUUCACGACCACUGUUAGUGGCCAGUAGUUCAAAGAUACAUGAAAUGCGGUCAGAUCAUGCAAAUUUCAACCCCUGUGGCCAAAGGGAUAUUUCAGAAAGUAGCGCGCACUUAUGAUGACGGGGAAGUAUGAAGAAGCUCUGAUGUCGUUACUUCAGGGACUAUCGCUUGACCCCAAUGUCACCAGCGCUAAAACAACACUGGCUCAGGUGAGCGAGAGCUUAGCUUCUAAAUCAGGAAGCAAUUCUGAAGACACUUACUGUAAAGAUGAAGUAAAAACCAAAGAUGCCUUUGAUAUUGGUGCAGUGUGCGCUCAAAAGAAACGAAAGCAUUCUGACCCCACUACUGGUACAGAGUUGAAACCAUGUGAACCAAGGUUGAUUGCACCGCACCUUCUAACUCGAAGCGACUACGAAUGUAGCCUUUGUUUUCGGCUGCUUCACAAACCUGUAACAACACCGUGUGGUCAUACCUUCUGUACAGGUUGUCUCAAUAGGUGUUUGGAUCAUAAUCCUCGGUGUCCGCUAUGCAAGCACUCCUUAACAGAG